CUCAGUGUACGAUCACCGCUCGAUGUGAACAGACACGUUCGCUCAAUUGCUCGCGUUCGGUACUUUUAUUCGUUGUGCACGGUGUUUAUAUAUAGACAUUAAAAAUGUCUAGUGAAGAUGUAGUACGACAUACACUGGCCUGCCAAUUUCCUGACGAUGCCGCUCAACCAACUCAGGUUGAUAUGGUCCGGUUUAUUAAAUCGUUGAAAAACGAUCAGCGUUUGAUGGAUACAGCUUACAAAGUAUCCGACGAAAAGGCAGUUUUCAUCCGUUUUAAAAACGAGAAAGCGAUGAAAUUCACCUUGGAGAACAAUGAAGAGUUGCUACCAUUCGUUUACAACAAUGGAAAAAAGGUUAUGAUUCAAUUAUCCAUAGCUGGAAACACCCGCUAUGUACGGAUCUUUGAUUUGCCUCCGGAAAUACCUGAUACCGACUUGUGUUCAGUGAUGACAAAGUUUGGAAAAGUUAAGCGAAUUGUUCGUGAACGAUUUCCGGCAGAAUAUCAACUUGAUAUGUUUAACGGAAUCCGAGGCCUGCACAUGGAGGUGGAAAAAGAGAUUCCGAAAGUUCUUUAUUUUCGUAAUCACAAGGGCACGAUUCAUUACGACGGGAUAAAGUUGCGGUGUUUUGCGUGUAAAUCUGAUACCCAUCUCAAGAAUGCUUGUCCGAUCGUUCGUAGUCGACAAUCUGCGGCAAAUAAGCAACAAACGCCAUUAUUGGAUGACCUUGAGGAUAGCACACCCGAGAACAACUCAGAAGGAAAACAAGACACCGUUGGAAUGGCUGCUGUUGAAUCCGACCGUAGCAAACAAAAGGGAAUGGAAGCUACACUGCUGCCGGACACGAAGCAGCGACCAUCGGAUUCUGCUGCCAAGCCAUCCCACAAAGAGAAAGCCAACAGAUCACAGUCAAGCGAAAGCGGAAUUGUUCCUGUUUCUCUCUAGUAAGGUUAGGUGCAGAGUCGCGUCGUAUUACUGGAUAGAAGAUGAAAAUGAGUGGCGCCUACUGAUAGCAGAGGACAAAGAGAGAAUAGCGAAAUCAAUGAAUACAACGAUUGACAAAAUCGAUUUUUUUAUAGAUUCAUUGUAAUUUUUUAUCAUUAUUAUUUUUAUUAUUAUUAUUAUUAUGUAUA
Messenger RNA from Aedes albopictus (Asian tiger mosquito), 1132 nucleotides. RefSeq lists its product as uncharacterized. NCBI's taxonomy places the organism in Eukaryota, Metazoa, Arthropoda, Insecta, Diptera, Culicidae. The transcript has 2 exons. The record is from RefSeq and is a predicted model, not a curated record. The coding region runs from base 105 to 944 and encodes 279 amino acids.